AGAAUCUAAAGUCUAAACUGAAACUGUAAAGAAGACGGAGAGUGUGUGAACUGUUCGAGUUCGGCGUGUCGGAUAAACAAAAUCAACAAGACAAAACUUGUUGUUGUUCUUCUUCUCAGAUCGUGUUGAGUUUUGAGAAUGGACAACCAGGUUAAAGUUCGAUGCCAGAGGAUUGGUUGCGAUGCUGUCUUCCACGAGGACGAUAAUCCCGAAGGUUCCUGUCAAUACCACGAUUCGGUACUCUCUCUCUCUCAAACACACACAUGCCCUUGGUUGAAUUGCACUGCCUGUUAACUGAUCUAUUUGUAAACUGGGUUGCUUUCAACUUUCAACUCUGUUCUUCCAGCUUUUAACAAUUUGUUAUCUAUCCUAGUAGUUCGGUGUGUGUUUGGAAGCCUCGUGUAUUUUCACAUUGAGGGAGAAGUGAUUCUGGGUUGAGCUACUCCUUGUGGCUUUUAUGGGGGGAGAAGUGAUUCUGGAAGGCUUAAAUGGGAAGCCAAUUAUGCUAUUAGUACCUGAAGUUGUGCCUGUUCUUUUUAGGCUAUUAUAAUGAUUUGUUAAUUCAGCUGAAACAAGUAGGGCUAAUGAUCUCACAAGGCAGCUACAUUAUAUCUAGUAUUUUGGCCAAUAAUUCAUAUAUAAAAGAGCGUGUGAGCUGCUCACUUUUUAAUGUGUGUUAGGGGUGAAUCUGGUUGAGAAUCGAUUUCAUUGUCUUUCAACUCUUUAUAGUGUUUUUGUGUUACUAUUACCCCGAACGUAAACAUAAAUCGAAUUUUAACUGGACCAAGGAGUCAAGCUCCUUUCACAUUAUGUUAUGUGCAUCAAACAUGUUUUUCUCUUUAGCUUGGCUUAGAAAACGUGUGGACGGUAAACCAAACAUGCUUUUACACAUCUGUGUGGAAGCAUAUGUUUUAAAUGUGAUGGCUUUUCACUCUCUUAAGUCUUGAUUGAAAGUGUACUAUUACUACUAUAUACACAUACAUUGUAGGUCCAAGAAUUUAGAAUGAGAAUUCUCAGUAUCACUUUUGGGGGAGGAUAUGUGGUACCACAAAAAUGAUAGAUUUUCUUUGUCUUUGAGCCCUGUGGUCUCUAGUCCAAUAUUGGGAUUUUAUUGAUGAUCUUGUAGUUUGGUUGGGUGACUUUGUGCACAAGAAAGCAAAACUGACUUAGCUACUUGGUAAUAUCUUUUUGUCAAUAACCAAUGCUUCAUCUGUUGAUUACAUUUUUCCCUUAAUUAUUUGUUAAAUUGAUUCCACUUUCCUGUAUAUGUUGUUCAUUUUUCCAUAGUGUUUUCUUUUAGGUUCUUGGUGUUGUUUAGCUCUGGUCUUUGACUACUGUGUUCAGGUUUUGUCACUAGCGCUGUAAUGCUUCAUUGUAACUUUGCGAAAGCAAUUAUCCCUAUCUGCUUCGCGAAACAGUAUUUACAUUUACAGCAUAAACGAUUAGGCUUUUAUUGUAUGAAUUUAAAAGUGAGCAGCUCUUAUGAAAAGCUAUUCUAAUUUUUGCUUAAAAGUGGUUCUUAGAUAGUUAUCCCUGUUAGGUUCUUACACUAGAAUGUUUUACAACUUGAUGUUUUUGUUUAGUGGCCCUAUUCUACACUCUAUUGAUUCUUACCAGAUUUUUUGUUUGAAUAUGGAGAAUUAUUGGGUUUUAUGUUAUGUAUACUAUACUAAAUGCAAUAUCAACAUCUGAGGACUCUUGCGGCAUAAUUUUUAUUUGUGUCAAUAAGCUUUGAUAACAUUGUUUUGCUAAUAUCAUCACUAACGUAAUGAUACUUCUGAACUGAGUAAAAAUUUGAAUUUGUUGUUAUAUCAUUCUGUUGAUUUAUGACUCAACAUCCUGAUGGGAUCUUACUGAUUCACUUUCCAAUUGGCAUCUUUGGGACUUGGAUUCAAUGCUUGGGCAUCUUCAUUUGAUCAGGGACCUUUAUUUCACGAUGGGAUGAAAGAAUGGAGUUGUUGCAAGAAGAGAAGCCAUGAUUUUAGUUUGUUUUUACAAAUUCCUGGAUGUAAGACAGGAAAACAUACAACAGAGAAGCAAGUAAUUGCACCAGUUAAGAAGAACCCUGUGCCCACUCCAACUGCAGCUCCUUCAACCAAUGCAUCAGCGAAGGACUCCUGUUCGAGGUGUCGGCAGGGUUUCUUUUGCUCAGAUCACGGUUCACAAAGCAAAGCUGUGAAUAUUGUUGGAGACAAAUCUGUUAAUCGUGCUGGAGAUGCCCCUGCUGUAAACAGUUCCAUUGUUCAGGCUCCGAAACCUCCUAAGAAAAUAGUUGAUAUAAAUGAACCCCAAACAUGCAAAAAUAAAGGGUGUGGACAAACUUUCAAGGAAAAGGAUAAUCAUGACACUGCAUGCAGCUACCAUCCUGGCCCUGCUGUUUUUCACGAUCGAAUGAGAGGGUGGAAGUGCUGUGAUGUUCAUGUAAAAGAAUUUGAUGAGUUUAUAAGCAUUCCUCCAUGCACAAAGGGAUGGCAUAACGCUGAUCCAGAUUCUUGAUCAAAUGAAGUCACCAAAGGAGUAGUUAUUUUCUCACGGUUGCUGUUGCUUAAUUUAUAAUGGAAAGUGUUGUUGAUUAUUGCAGUAUUCGUGUCAUUAAUUAUAACAAAACAUCCCCUUUGAGAAGCCACUACAUGAGGAUUGAUUACUGUGAUAUUAGAUGUAGAUUUGCUGUCA
Lotus japonicus is the source of this 2673-nucleotide messenger RNA. Its product is annotated as cysteine and histidine-rich domain-containing protein RAR1. Gene Ontology annotation, molecular function: Hsp90 protein binding. Gene Ontology annotation, biological process: defense response to fungus; defense response to bacterium. The coding region runs from base 1942 to 2496 and encodes 184 amino acids. The record is from RefSeq and is a predicted model, not a curated record. Gene Ontology annotation, cellular component: cytoplasm; nucleus. The transcript has 5 exons. NCBI's taxonomy places the organism in Eukaryota, Viridiplantae, Streptophyta, Magnoliopsida, Fabales, Fabaceae.